Messenger RNA from Drosophila hydei, 1102 nucleotides. It is a transcript of the gene kraken, whose product is annotated as probable serine hydrolase. The transcript has 3 exons. Lineage: Eukaryota; Metazoa; Arthropoda; Insecta; Diptera; Drosophilidae. The record is from RefSeq and is a predicted model, not a curated record. Bases 103 to 1071 code for a protein of 322 amino acids.
CUGUUAUUGCUUAGAAAAAAACGCACAGACUGAGUCUGAGACAGUAGCGAAACUUCAUUGUUUACGAUUGCUCGUUGCCGCUCUGAAGCGUACCUUCCAAGCAUGGCACAGGCGCGAGUCGCAACAACAACCUCUUUGAACGACGCAAUGACGGCCAAGACAAAUGGUUCAAUGACAACGUUGGGCGAAAACAGCUGGGACGAAUUCUCCAUUGAAGUGCCCUGGGGCACUGUCACAGGAAAAUGGUGGGGUUCGCGGAAUAGACAACCGAUUCUGGCUUUGCACGGCUGGCAGGACAAUUGUGGCUCAUUUGAUAGAUUAUGCCCACUGUUGCCGGCAGACUGUUCAGUACUAGCCAUUGAUUUGCCUGGGCAUGGACACUCGUCACACUAUCCGCAGGGCAUGCAGUACUUCAUCUUCUGGGAUGGCAUAUGCUUGAUACGUCGCAUAGUGCGAAAGUACAAUUGGAAGGAUGUCACUCUGUUGGGUCACUCACUGGGCGGCGCACUCACUUUUAUGUAUGCAGCCAGCUUUCCCAAUGAAGUCUCCAAGCUGAUCAACAUAGAUAUUGCUGGACCAACGGUGAGGGGCGUUAGCCGCAUGGCAGAGGGCACUGGCAGGGCGUUGGACAAGUUCCUGGACUAUGAAACGCUGCCGGAGAGUAAACAACCCUGCUACUCAUAUGAGGAGAUGAUAAAGCUAGUUUUGGAUGCCUACGACGGUUCCGUGGAUGAUGAAUCUGUGAGGGUUUUGAUGCGGAGGGGUAUGAAGCCCAAUCACAGCGGCUUUCUCUUCUCACGUGAUCUGCGUCUCAAAGUCAGCCUGCUGGGCCUAUUUACAGCAGAGCAAACGCUGGCCUAUGCACGUCAAAUACGUUGCAAAGUGCUCAAUAUUCGAGGUGUGCCGGGCAUGAAGUUCGAAAUGCCCGAUUUUUAUGCCGAGGUAAUUUCCACACUUAAGCAAAAUGCUGAGCAUGUGGUUUACGUGGAAGUUCCAGGCACACAUCAUCUGCACCUGGUGACGCCGGAUCGAGUGGCGCCACACAUAAACCAAUUUCUGUUAAAUAAGUAAUAGAAUAUACAUAAAUGUAAAUACCCGUUAU